UCACUGGUUCUAUGCUGAAGACGGGAAGCAUAGUCAAUUGCUGCACUAACUGCACCCGCCAUUCAUUGUUGGCACGCGCUUCUUUCAAUUGUUCGCUCCACAAUUCGAAUCAAUCUCUAAUCAAGCUAACAAUCCGAACCCUAAAACCCUAAUCCCACUGGUUUCCACCAAAACCCCUUUCACAUUAUCUACCAAUUCCCUACCAGAUCCCCAAAUUCACAUAAAUCCUUAAGCUUUUAAUUCUCUCUAGGGUUUUCAGAGCUCUGUAACUGCAAUAAAGGAAGUGGGUACUCGUUAAAAUGCUGGGUGGGUUGUACGGAGACCUCCCUCCACCGUCUUCGGCGGAGGAAGAGAAACCCAGCAACACCACGGUGUGGUCGAGCAGCACCAAAAUGGCGCCGCAGACUCUCCGAAAACCCGCAUCCGUUUUCGCUCCACCGCAGACGAUUCUCAAGUCCCAAAACAAGCCCAAGCCGUCGAAUUUAGCCCAGCCCAAAAUUACAGCAUCACCGGUAAUUGCAACGUCGGUGAUACAAAAUGACAUGGUGCAUACUGCCCUGGUGGGGGUCACGUCGACGGUGCUAGAGGAGUAUGAUCCGGCGAGGCCCAAUGACUACGAGGAGUACAAGAGGGAGAGGAAGAAGAAGGCAGUGGAGGCUGAGAUGAGGCGAGAACUCGAUAGGAGGCGGCAAGAGGAGGAGGAGAAGGAGAGGAGAGAGAGGGAGGAGAGAGAAAGAGAAAGGGAAAGGGAGAGGGAUUUUGGAGAUUCAAGGUUGAACAUUUCGGGUGAGGAAGCCUGGAGGAGGCGUGCGGCUAUGAGCGGCGGGGCAGUUCCAGCAAUGCCGGCAAUUCCAAGGUCUCCGUCUCCUCCGAAUAAUGGAGAUGGUUUUACCAUUGGGAAGUCGGAGAGUGGCGGGUUGGGGUUAGGGGCUGGCGGCCAAAUGACCGCGGCGCAGAGAAUGAUGGCGAAGAUGGGGUGGAAGCAGGGGCAAGGGCUUGGGAAGCAGGAGCAGGGGAUCACUACUCCCUUGAUGGCCAAGAAAACGGAUAGGAGAGCCGGGGUGAUUGUGAAUGCCAGUGAAACAAAGCCGGAGAAGAAGGCGAAGAGUGUCAGCCUUAAUGGGCCACCCACCAGGGUUUUGCUGCUUAGAAACAUGGUGGGCCCUGGCGAGGUGGAUGAUGAGUUAGAAGAUGAGGUAGCAUCAGAGUGUGCAAAGUAUGGGACAGUGACCCGGGUGCUUAUAUUUGAGAUAACAGAGCCAAAUUUCCCGGUGGAUGAGGCAGUCAGAAUCUUUGUGCAGUUUGAGAGGUCUGAAGAAACGACUAAGGCAUUGGUUGACCUUGACGGUCGAUACUUUGGAGGUAGGGUGGUUCGCGCCUCGUUCUAUGACGAGGAGAGGUUUGGCAACAAUGAGCUGGCUCCAAUGCCAGGAGAAAUUCCCGGGUUCACUUGAAUCACAGGGCAUCAAAUGCAAGUUGAUUUUCCCACAUUUGUAGAGUUUACCGAGAAAGAUAAGGGAGAGAUGAGGUUGGGAUGAUUUCGCAUUGCCAUUCGAGCUGCUAGCUAGUAAUAUAGCAGGUAAUAGUGGGCAUUCAAACUUGGGAGUAGCUUUACUUUUUGUGGUCGGGUGGGUGAAGUUGAUGUAACUGCGACGGUAAACAACUGUAACAAACAUACAGUAGUUGCAAAGUCUUGUAAAAUGUUGUUGCUUGGUUCCAAUUUCC
This is a messenger RNA of Prunus mume (Japanese apricot), 1725 nucleotides long. It is a transcript of the gene DRT111, whose product is annotated as D111/G-patch domain-containing protein. Gene Ontology annotation, cellular component: precatalytic spliceosome. The record is from RefSeq and is a predicted model, not a curated record. NCBI's taxonomy places the organism in Eukaryota, Viridiplantae, Streptophyta, Magnoliopsida, Rosales, Rosaceae. Gene Ontology annotation, biological process: mRNA cis splicing, via spliceosome. Gene Ontology annotation, molecular function: RNA binding.